AUGGUUGCAGUAAUGGAGUCAUCUCAAGGUUUGAGGGUGUUUAAUGGACCUCCGCCUCCACCCAUUGCUCAAUCUGCACCUCCUCCUCCACCACCAUCUGCUUUACGUUGGGAAUGCCGAUCAUCGGCUCACAUGUCACUGAAGGAAAUGCUCGAACGAAUUGCUGCUCAACAUGAUCUCACUCACAUUCCUCAACGUGAUCGGCUCAAGGAAGGAAGACAGGUGUAUUGGUUCGGAACGCAGUCUAUUUAUUUGGAUCGAAAUAUUGUUUAUGUCAUGGACACGCAAUCUUUCUCAUGGCGACCAGUCGGUAUGGAGGAACUGCUUCAAUUGGCUGGAGUUGGUUAG
Molecule: messenger RNA, 348 nt
Organism: Ostertagia ostertagi
Lineage: Eukaryota; Metazoa; Nematoda; Chromadorea; Rhabditida; Trichostrongylidae
Source: the annotation of a GenBank genome assembly